AAGUCACAAAAGGAACUUUAGUGGGGAUCCGACUUACACAUACAGCAGAAAGGCAUUGCGCCUGUCAACCUGCCAUGCAGUCUCGAAUCUUGAUUGAAGGUGCUGGCUGCCAGCUGCUGCGCCCCCGAUGUAGAAGGUGCACCUCCUGGGAGCUGGCCCGUCUUUUGGCUCUUCUGACCAUGGAGAGAUAGGACGGUCCCUGCAGCCCGCGCGAGAGAAAGCUGUGCCGCCACCACCGGCCGCGCCCGUCCUUCGGAUGGAUCGCAACAGAGAGGCCGAGAUGGAGCUGAGGCGAGGCCCCAGCCCCACCAGGGCCGGCCGGGGCCACGAGGUGGAUGGGGACAAGGCUACGUGCCACACUUGCUGCAUCUGCGGCAAGAGCUUCCCCUUCCAGAGCUCGCUUUCGCAGCACAUGCGCAAGCACACGGGCGAGAAGCCCUACAAGUGUCCCUACUGCGACCACCGGGCUUCCCAGAAGGGCAACCUGAAGAUUCACAUCCGGAGCCACCGCACGGGGACUCUGAUUCAGGGACACGAGCCAGAGGCGGGUGAGGCGCCGCUGGGCGAGAUGCGCGCCUCCGAGGGCCUGGACGCCUGCGCCAGCCCCACCAAGAGUGCCUCGGCCUGCAACCGGCUGCUGAACGGGGCCUCACAGGCCGACGGCGCCAGGGUUCUGAACGGGGCCUCGCAUGCCGACAGCGGCAGGGUCCUGCUGCGGAGCAGCAAGAAGGGCGCGGAGGGGUCCGCAUGCGCCCCCGGGGAGGCGAAGGCCGCAGCCCAGUGCUCUUUCUGCAAGAGCCAGUUCGAGCGUAAGAAGGACCUGGAGCUGCACGUGCACCAAGCGCACAAGCCGUUCAAGUGCAGGCUGUGCAGCUACGCGACGCUGCGGGAGGAGUCGCUGCUGAGCCACAUCGAGAGGGACCACAUCACCGCGCAGGGGCCCGGCGGCGGCGGGGCCUGCGUGGAGAACGGCAAGCCUGAGCUGAGCCCCGGGGAGUUCCCGUGCGAGGUGUGCGGCCAGGCCUUCAGCCAGACCUGGUUCCUGAAGGCGCACAUGAAGAAGCACCGGGGCUCCUUCGACCACGGCUGCCACAUCUGCGGCCGUAGGUUCAAGGAGCCCUGGUUCCUCAAGAACCACAUGAAGGCGCACGGCCCCAAGACGGGCAGCAGGAACAGGCCCAAGAGUGAGCUGGACCCCAUCGCCACCAUCAACAACGUGGUCCAGGAGGAGGUGAUCGUCGCCGGCCUGAGCCUCUACGAGGUCUGCGCCAAGUGCGGGAACCUGUUUACAAACCUGGACAGCUUGAACGCCCACAACGCCAUCCACCGCCGGGUCGAGGCCAGCCGCACGCGCGCCCCGGCCGAGGAGGGGGCGGAGGGGCCCCCGGACACCAAGCAGUUCUUCCUCCAGUGCCUGAACCUGAGGCCGUCUGCGGCCGGCGACGCGUGCCCAGGCGCACAGGCCGGACGGCGGGUGGCCGAGCUGGACCCGGUCAACAGCUACCAGGCCUGGCAGCUGGCCACGCGGGGCAAGGUGGCCGAGCCAGCCGAGUACCUCAAGUAUGGGGCCUGGGACGAGGCGCUGGCCGGGGACGUGGCCUUCGACAAGGACAGGCGCGAGUACGUCCUGGUGAGCCAGGAGAAGCGCAAGCGCGAGCAGGACGCACCGGCCGCUCAGGGGCCCCCGCGUAAGCGCGCGACUGGGCCUGGGGACCCAGCUCCCGCUGGCCACCUCGAUCCCCGCUCGGCCGCGCGCCCCAACCGCAGGGCCGCAGCCACCACCGGCCAGGGCAAGUCCUCCGAGUGCUUCGAGUGCGGCAAGAUCUUCCGCACCUAUCAUCAGAUGGUGCUGCACUCGCGCGUGCAUCGCCGCGCGCGCCGCGACAGGGACAGUGACGGGGACCGCGCGGCGCGGGCCCGCUGCGGAUCACUCAGUGAGGGUGACUCGGCUUCCCAGCCCAGCAGCCCCGGCUCCGCCUGUGCCGCUGCCGAUUCCCCAGGCUCUGGCCUGGCGGACGAGGCUGCCGAAGACAGCGGUGAGGAGGGCGCCCCCGAACCUGUACCAGGGGGACAGCCGCGCCACUGCUGCUUUUCCGAAGAGGUGACUUCGACCGAGCUCUCCAAUGGAGACCAGAGUCACAAGCUGGGAGAUAACGGCUCGGAAAGAGACACCGGCGAGUCCAAGGCGGGGAUCGCAGCUUCUGUGUCCAUACUUGAAAACAGUAGCAGAGAGACUUCUAGAAGGCAAGAGCAGCACAGAUUUUCUACGGACUUAAAAAUGCCAGCAUUUCACCCCAAGCAGGAGGUGCCCGUUCCUGGUGAUGGUGUGGAGUUCCCUUCCAGUACGGGAGCGGAGGGCCAGACGGGUCACCCUGCAGAAAAGCUGUCCGAUUUGCACAACAAGGAGCACUCUGGGGGAGGGAAGCGGGCGCUGGCCUCAGACCUCGUGCCGCUGGAUUUAAGUGCGAGGUCGACGCGGGAUGACCCCAGCAAUAAGGAGACAGCCUCCUCCGUGCAGGCGGCUUUAGUCGUUCACCCGUGUCCUUACUGCAGCCACAAGACCUACUACCCCGAGGUCCUGUGGAUGCACAAACGCAUCUGGCACCGCGUCAGCUGCAACUCCGUGGCUCCCCCGUGGAUUCAGCCCAACGGUUACAAAAGCAUCAGAAGCAAUUUGGUUUUCCUUUCCCGGAGCGGACGCACGGGCCCCCCGCCUGCCCUCGGUGGCAAAGAAUGCCAGCCUUUGCUCCUUGCUCGGUUCACCCGCACUCAGGUGCCAGGGGGGGUGCCAGGGCCCAAAAGUGGCUCUUCUCCCCUGGGAGGGGUCACAAAAGCCGCUAGCAUGCCUAAGAAUAAGGAGAGCCAUCCCGGAGGGCCCUGUGCUCUGUGGGCGCCCGGCCCCGACGGGUAUCGACAGACCAAACCCUGUCACGGCCAGGAGCCGCAUGGCGCGGCCGCACAGGGGCCCCCGGCCAAGCCCAGGCAGGAGGCUAGCUCCAAACUGGUGCCUGCCCCGGGUGGCGGGGGCUUCAGCAGGAGCGCCACCCCCACGCCCACCGUCAUCACCCGGGCUGGCGCGCAGCCCUCGGCUAACAGCAAGCCCGUGGAGAAGUUUGGGGUCCCCCCAGCGGGGGCUGGCUUUGCCCCCACAAGUAAGCACAGUGCCCCGGACUGCCUGAAAGCCAAAUUCAGCCCUCAGCCUCAGGGUCCACCUCCUGCAAAGGGCGAAGGGGGCGCUCCUCCUCUACCUCCCCGCGAGCCCCCUUCGAAGGCGGCCCAGGAGCUGAGGACUCUGGCCAGCUGUGCUGCGGGGUCCAGGGGCGACGCGGCCUUGCAGGCCCAGCCCGGCGUGGCUGGGGCGCCCCCCAUCCUACACUCCAUCAAACAGGAGCCGGUGGCCGAGGGGCAUGAGAAGCGCCUGGACAUCCUCAACAUCUUUAAGACGUACAUUCCAAAGGACUUUGCGACCCUCUACCAGGGCUGGGGUGUCAGCGGCCCUGGGCUGGAGCACAGAGGGACGCUCCGGACGCAGGCCCGGCCAGGAGAGUUCGUCUGCAUCGAGUGCGGGAAGAGCUUCCACCAGCCCGGCCACCUCAGGGCCCACAUGCGGGCACACUCAGUGGUGUUUGAGUCCGAUGGACCCCGGGGUUCUGAAGUUCACACCACCUCCGCAGACGCCCCCAAACAAGGGAGAGACCAUUCUAACACAGGUACCGUCCAGACAGUGCCUCUCAGAAAGGGAACCUAAAGGCGUGUUUCCGACGCACCCCAGGUCCCCGUAACGGCCAUUAGCAGUACCCUCACGAUGUCCCAGCAGCCUCCCACCUGUGACCUGGCCACUCCACGGAAGAACAGCCGGAGAACUCCUGAGCAGACACCUCACAUCCCGAGCCGCUGCGCUGGAGUGGAACCUGAAGGCAGAUGCCUCUCCUUGUUAAACGUUCAGAAAUAAAUGAAGAUGCUAUACUCUAGAAA
Molecule: messenger RNA, 3975 nt
Organism: Mandrillus leucophaeus (drill)
Lineage: Eukaryota; Metazoa; Chordata; Mammalia; Primates; Cercopithecidae
Gene: ZNF516
Product: zinc finger protein 516
Exons: 6
Coding region: 257-3748 (1163 amino acids)
Biological process (GO): regulation of DNA-templated transcription
Cellular component (GO): nucleus
Molecular function (GO): RNA polymerase II cis-regulatory region sequence-specific DNA binding; DNA-binding transcription factor activity, RNA polymerase II-specific
Source: RefSeq, a predicted model, not a curated record